This is a messenger RNA of Megalops cyprinoides (Indo-Pacific tarpon), 3302 nucleotides long. It is a transcript of the gene smc6, whose product is annotated as structural maintenance of chromosomes 6. Lineage: Eukaryota; Metazoa; Chordata; Actinopteri; Elopiformes; Megalopidae. Gene Ontology annotation, cellular component: Smc5-Smc6 complex; site of double-strand break; nucleus. The coding region runs from base 151 to 3285 and encodes 1044 amino acids. Gene Ontology annotation, biological process: double-strand break repair via homologous recombination. The transcript is spliced from 26 exons. The record is from RefSeq and is a predicted model, not a curated record. Gene Ontology annotation, molecular function: ATP hydrolysis activity; single-stranded DNA binding; damaged DNA binding.
AGGGAUUAUGAUCAUUUGAAAAACCUGACCAGCCUCGCUAUUAUAUGUAUUAUACAGAGACGAUACGUGGUUCACACAUGCUGCCUUAAGACGGUAUCUUUGUGCUACGCUGCUUUGUUUGUGUUUCGCUGCAGAGUGGAACUCGCGAAAAUGAUGAAGAGGAAAAGCAAAACUCCCACCGGAGUUAAAGCGAGCAAAAUCAUUAGAACCGAGGAAAGCAGAGGAAGUCUGGAGGAGGAUGAAGAGGAAGACUUUGGGCAGUCUUCCCGGGACAGUCAUGUGCAAACCACGUCGAGUGCGGGAGAUAUUGGUGUCAUCGAAAGCAUUUCCUUGAAAAAUUUUAUGUGUCACCAUUUGUUGGGGCCUUUCCAGUUUGGACCUAAUGUGAAUUUCAUUGUUGGCAACAAUGGAAGUGGGAAGAGCGCCAUCCUGACCGCGCUGAUCGUGGGCCUCGGAGGAAAGGCGACGGUGACGAACAGAGGGGCGUCGCUGAAGGGUUUCGUGAGGAACGGGGAGAGCUCUGCGGAUGUUAUUAUUAGACUGCGCAACAGAGGCUCAGACGCAUAUAAAGGAGAAAUCUAUGGGGACUGCAUCUCCAUAGAGCAGCACAUUACCAGCGACGGCAGUCGAACAUGCAAGUUAAAGAGUAAAACGGGACAUUUGGUUUCCAACAAAAGGGAGGAACUAACAUCAAUUUUGGACCAUUUCAACAUCCAGGUGGAUAACCCAGUUUCAAUACUAAACCAAGAAAUGAGCAAACAGUUUCUGCAAUCGAAAAAUGAAGCCGAUAAAUAUAAGUUCUUCAUGAAGGCAACACUGCUGGAGCAGAUGAAGAGGGAUUACAUACACAUCAAGCAGACCAAAGCGGGCACCACGGAAAAAGUGGAAAAACAAGAGGAGGUCCUUAAAAGUCUCAGACAAGAGUAUCUCCAAAAAAAGGAAAAGUAUGAAAAUUUGUCUUCACUGGAAGAGAUGAAGAAGACUUUGGAGGAUCUUCAGCACAAGAUGGCCUGGUGCCUAGUGAGUGAGAAGGAGCACCAGGUGCAGCAGCUCAACGAACAGAUCGAACAAGAGGAGAGCAAAGACAAUUAUGAGGAGAAACUUAGCCGGUGUCAGGUUAAGAAGGACCAGGAGGUGGCUGUCUGCUGUGCUGAAAACAACUUGAAACAAUUAGAAGAGGAUCGAUCCCGUCUCCAGGAAAGAAUUCAGAACUUACGUAACAGUGGGCUUAAAAAUUACGAGUCUGAGCUCCUUAAGCGGCAAAGGGAAAUCUCUGCCAUGAAGAAAGAGGUGGAGAAGCGCGAGGCCGAGGGCAGUGCCCUGAACCAGCAGAUCCAGGAUCAGCAGAAAGCCCUCUUCAGCGUGAGGGAGGAGUCUGACAAACUGCGACUGGAAGAGAAGAACAUCCAGGUGGUUAUCGAAGCCAAGCAGAAGCGGAGGAACCAGCUGAUGGCCAGCAGGUCCAACCGGAUCAAGCGAUUCGGGGAUCGGAUGCCAGAUUUGCUGGAGAGCAUCGACAAAGCCCACAGCCAAGGCCGUUUUCUGAAGAAACCCAUCGGCCCUAUAGGUGCGUGCGUCACGCUGAAGGACCCCGGCCUGGCGGUGGCUGUGGAGAGCUGUCUGCGCAGCUUCAUGAAGACCUUCUGCUGCGACAACUACAGGGACGAGAAGGUCCUGCAGGGCCUGAUGUCCCAGUACUUCCCCGCUGGCGGGCGACCGCAGAUCAUCGUCUGCCCUUUCUCCGACCGCGUGUACGACGUGCGAGGCCGUGGAGUUUAUCACCCAGAAUUCCCCUCUGUGCUGGACUGUCUGGCCAUUCCCAGCCCCGUCGUUGCCAACUGUCUGAUCGACAUGAGGGGCAUAGAGACUGUGCUGGUUAUCAAGGACAACAAAACAGCACGGCGUGUCAUGCAGAGAGACAGACCUCCCAAAAACUGCAGGGAAGCCUUCACAGCGGACGGGGACCAGGUCUACACCAACCGCUACUACUCCGCCGAGUCCAGCCGCUCCCUGUACCUGGGGGGAGACCUGGAGGCUGACAUCCGCAUGGUGGAGUCAGAGCUGGAGAACGCUAGAGCCCAGCUGGCCAGGUUCCAGCUACACUCCAGCUCUGUGAUGCGAGACAUUCAACAGAAGGAGAACGACCUGCAGGGCCUCGUCCUCAGGCUGAAAAAGAAUCAGGCAGCAGUGAACCAGCUCAAGGUGCAGAUUGUGGACCUGGAAAACACAGAGGACACUCGGAAGGAUGACAUCAGCACCUUGGAGGAGGAGGCCAGGGAGGUGGAGGAGAAGAUGGAGAGUGAGGAGAGGAGCGUGAGGGAGGCCAGGGCGGAGCUGGAUGAGACUGCCAGGCAGGCGGAGGACCUCGAACGGAGGUACCGGGACGUGCAGAAGCAGCUGAAAGGGGAGGAGGGGACAGUGAAGAAAGAGCUUGACGAAGCAGAGACAGAGUCCAACAGGCUCACCGUCGACCUGAAGCAUCUGGAGAGGUUGCAGCAGGAGCAUCAAGAGAACAUCCAGGCAAUGAGGAACGAGCUGGCUUUCAAAGAAGCCGAGGCACAGGAGUACGCGGCGAAGGCCCAGCGGAUCUGUCCCGAGCGGCAGCAGGUGAACAGGAGCGGCAAGAGCAUCGACACGGAGAUAACGCGGCUGCGUCACAGAAUCAGCGCCCAGGAGAGCAGCCAGGGGACGCAGGAGCAGAUCACCAGAGAGUAUAAGGAAGCUGUGGAGAACUACAGAAGCAAGACCAGCCAAGUGCGGGACCUGAGGAAAUUUGUCAGCCGCCUCGAUUACAUCAUCAAUGACAGGCAGGCGCGAUACAAGAUCUUGCGACGGUCCCUCUCUGUCAGAUGCAAAUUGUACUUCAAUUAUUUCUUGACAGAGCUGAACUGUUGUGGAUCAAUGAUGUUUGAUCACAAUAACGAAACCCUCUCAAUCUCGGUGAAGCCGCCGGGCAGCGAGGACGCCGAUGUGAGCGACGUGCGCUCUCUCUCGGGAGGGGAGCGCUCCUUCUCCACCGUCUGCUUCAUCCUGUCGCUGUGGGAGAUCACCGAGUCACCUUUCCGCUGCCUGGACGAGUUCGACGUCUACAUGGAUAUGCACAACCGGCGUGUCUCCAUGGACCUCCUGCUGAGCCUCUCAGAGCGACAGCAACAACGCCAGUUCCUCUUCAUCACUCCCCAAUCGACGAGCACUCUGCCAAAAAGCAACCGAGUCAGGAUCCUCACGCUUGCAGACCCAGAGAGAGGGCCAAGCCAGGACCAAGACAGCGAAGAGGAGGAAUAGCACCACCUGCUGGUCAG